Molecule: messenger RNA, 867 nt
Organism: Zingiber officinale
Lineage: Eukaryota; Viridiplantae; Streptophyta; Magnoliopsida; Zingiberales; Zingiberaceae
Product: V-type proton ATPase 16 kDa proteolipid subunit-like
Exons: 3
Coding region: 94-708 (204 amino acids)
Biological process (GO): proton transmembrane transport
Cellular component (GO): proton-transporting V-type ATPase, V0 domain
Molecular function (GO): proton-transporting ATPase activity, rotational mechanism
Source: RefSeq, a predicted model, not a curated record
GAUCACAUUUUUUCUUCGGAUCUGACCUUUGCACGCCUGCCUCUUCUUCCUCCUCCGCAGGAACUAGGGUUUCGUCGAGACUCCUCCGCCACGAUGUCUAGCUUCAGCGGCGACGAAACUGCCCCUUUCUUCGGAUUCCUCGGCGCGGCCGCAGCCCUCGUCUUCUCCUGCAUGGGGGCGGCGUACGGCACGGCGAAGAGCGGCGUCGGGGUGGCGUCCAUGGGUGUGAUGCGGCCGGAGCUCGUGAUGAAGUCGAUAGUUCCCGUUGUCAUGGCCGGAGUCCUGGGGAUUUACGGUCUCAUCAUUGCGGUGAUCAUAAGCACCGGGAUCAACCCCAAGGCCAAGUCGUACUACCUUUUUGAUGGGUAUGCCCAUCUGUCUUCUGGCUUGGCUUGUGGUCUUGCAGGACUUUCAGCUGGUAUGGCCAUUGGCAUCGUGGGAGAUGCUGGAGUCAGGGGUUCCCUUGCUGCCUUGGCAAUUCAUCGGCAUGCUCCAAUUAUUGCAAGUGGUUCUGCUAAGCAAAUUGUGAAGGUUUUCAGUCUAAAAGGAGAGCAGCUAAGCAUCAUCAGAUAUUACCCUACUUUCAUGGCUCAGAGAAUAGGUUCUGUUAGCUGUCUCACUUUCCACCCGUACAGAGUACUCCUUGCUAUUGGUGCUGCCGAUGCCUGUGUAUCUAUCUAUGCAGAUGACACUUACCAAACAAGAUGACUUGCUUUUGGCAACGUUCAAACCUUCAGACCUGAUUAAGGAACAUGGAAAUUUCAAUUUAAUAAUCAAGGAGAUGGUAACUGCAUUUGCCCCAGAUUGUGACAUCAGGCUGCACAAUCCUGCUUUGAAUGUGAAAUUUGUAUCUUACAGUGUUCGUUA